AUGGCUAUCCUCUCUGCUAUCGCAACUUCUUGUCUGAUCUCUUUUAUUACAUACAAAUUGAUCUUUUGCAAUUCAGAGGACGCACAGUAUAUCGGCUACAAUCCGUAUGUUGUUCUCAUUUACAAUCUAAUAUUGGCAGAUUUGCAACAGUCACUCGCAUUCAUGAUUUGUUACAAAUGGAUUGCAGAAAGUAGGAUCGAAGCGGCCGCAGCCGCUUGCAUUCUGCAGGGGCUCUGGUUACAAAUCGGGGAUCCUUCAAGCGGAUUUUUUGUGCUGUCAAUUGCUAUUCACACCUUCCUGUUGGUUGCAAUGAGACGUCGGCUGAAACAUCGAGUGUUCGUUUCUGGUGUUGUCGGCCUGUGGCUCUUUAUCAUCAUCUUGACGGUCAUUCCAAUUGGAAUUCAUGGAAGAUCCGUUUUUCUCUCAUCUGGUGCCUGGUGUUGGAUUAGCGAGGACUACGAGUCGAUCCGUUUAUGGACUCAUUAUUUCUGGAUUUUCUUGUCGGAAUUUGGCACCGUCUGCCUUUACACAGCCAUGGGCCUGCAGCUUCAUCGCCGUUAUACGCAGUCGGCCCUGGUGGGAAACAGACAUUCCGAAAGUCUCAAUCAGCUGCGUCGCGUUGUUGGAUACAUGGCAAUCUAUCCGAUAGCGUACAUCAUUCUCUCGCUGCCUCUUGCCAUUGGUCGCAUGGCUACCACCAAGAACCGCAGCCCCAGCGCGCUUUAUUUUUGCGUUGCUGGUACGAUGAUGGCAAGUUCGGGUCUAGUUGAUGUGUUAGUGUACUCCCUUACCCCACGCAGACUACUCGUUGAACUAGGUUUUAACAACGAUCGUAUCGUCCACUCAGUCCACGAUGGCAAGGAAAGAAAAGGCGUCAACCCAGAAAAUUUCACCAUGAAUUCUGCAAAUACGAGAACGGAAAUAUGCGCAAACUGUACAAAUGUCACAGCGCAUUUCGACUCGACGGGGACCACUAUACAGUCUCCUGACACAAGCCCCGUACCAAUGGGACAAGUGCAUCUACAUAGAACAUUCGAUGUCAACCGUGAACCCUGA
Messenger RNA from Penicillium lagena, 1056 nucleotides. RefSeq lists its product as uncharacterized. Lineage: Eukaryota; Fungi; Ascomycota; Eurotiomycetes; Eurotiales; Aspergillaceae. Bases 1 to 1056 code for a protein of 351 amino acids. Gene Ontology annotation, biological process: adenylate cyclase-activating G protein-coupled receptor signaling pathway. Gene Ontology annotation, cellular component: plasma membrane. The transcript has 2 exons. The record is from RefSeq and is a predicted model, not a curated record. Gene Ontology annotation, molecular function: G protein-coupled receptor activity.